Gasterosteus aculeatus aculeatus (three-spined stickleback) is the source of this 2035-nucleotide messenger RNA. RefSeq names its product methyltransferase 16, N6-methyladenosine (gene mettl16). The record is from RefSeq and is a predicted model, not a curated record. Gene Ontology annotation, cellular component: nucleus. NCBI's taxonomy places the organism in Eukaryota, Metazoa, Chordata, Actinopteri, Perciformes, Gasterosteidae. Gene Ontology annotation, biological process: rRNA base methylation. Gene Ontology annotation, molecular function: 23S rRNA (adenine(1618)-N(6))-methyltransferase activity.
CGUAAAGCGGUGACGUCGCAAACAACCAGGAAGAGAGAAGUGCACAACGUUUAGUCAACGUGAGUUGUGAAAGAUUUUUCAACUCAGUCGUUUAGUCCAACAAAGUUACCACCAGUGGGAAAAUAAUAACACGUUUCCCCGCAACACGGACAAUACUACAAAGUGCUGUGAUCAUGUCUCUGAAUAAGUCCAUGCAUCCCCGGAACCGCUACAAGGACAAACCUCCGGACUUCGGCUACCUGGCCUCCAAAUAUCCGGACUUCCAGCACUACGUGCACACCAGCCUCGCCGGACGACCCGUUGUGAAUUUCAAAGAGCCGGAGGCGGUGCGAGCGCUGACCUGCACCCUGCUGAAGGAGGACUUCGGCCUGACCAUCGAGAUCCCUCUGGAGCGCCUCAUCCCCACCGUCCCCCUCCGCCUCAACUACAUCCACUGGGUGGAGGACCUCAUCGACGGCCAGAAGCAGCCACGCAGGGGCAUCGACAUCGGCACUGGUGCGUCUUGCAUCUACCCUUUACUGGGAGCCACGAUGAACGGCUGGUACUUUCUGGCCACAGAGGUGGACGACAUCUGUUUUGACUACGCUACGAAAAACGUUGAGCAGAACAACAUGGCCGACCUCAUCAAAGUGGUCAAAGUCCCUCAGAAGACCCUGCUGAUGGACGCCUUGAAGGAAGAGACGCAAAUGGUGUACGACUUCUGCAUGUGCAACCCGCCGUUUUUCGCCAAUCAGCUUGAAGCAAAGGGGGUGAACUCCAGGAACUCACGCCGACCUCCUCCGAGCUCCGUAAACACGGGCGGAGUGACGGAGAUCAUGGCGGAGGGGGGGGAGCUGGAGUUUGUAAAGAGGAUCAUCCACGACAGCCUGCAGCUCAAGAAGCGCUUGCGGUGGUACAGCUGCAUGUUGGGGAAGAAAUGUAGCUUGGCACCUUUGAAAGAGGAGCUGAGGAAGCAAGGGGUACCGAAAGUAACGCACACAGAGUUCUGCCAGGGACGCACCAUGCGGUGGGCGCUGGCUUGGAGUUUCUAUGACGAUGUGAUUGCUCCCUCUCCUCCCAGUAAGAAGCGCAAGCUGGAGAAGGUGAAGAAGCCGCUGUCGUUCACGCUCCCAGAGGCAGGACUGAAGGAGCUGCAGGUCAAGGCCUCGGCUUUAGGCGGCAAAGCCCGCGGCCCGGUGGACGCCGUCGCCGCCCUGCUGGAGAAGACGCUCUGCGACCUGCGGGUGCUACACAAGCGCGUGCCGUGCACGAAGCAGGAGCAGAGCCUCGUCCUAACUGCUGUGGAGAACACCUGGAUCCACGGACGUCAGAAGCGGCGCGACGGGUCGCGUCACUUGCGGGAAGUUCCCAGGGCGCCGCAGGGCGCCGCGGCGAGCUCUCAAGCCUCCUCGACCGCGGCCCCCCAGAGCCAGGGCGAGGACGCCCCGGACGAAACUACGUCCGCACGAGAGGCGACCGGUCGGCCGAGGCCCGAUGAGCGGGUUGAAAACGCCGGCCCUUCGUCUUCAAAUGAGACGCGGGACCAAGCGGCCGAACGGAAAGAGGCCGUGGAAAACGUGCCAGCUGGAGAUGUGGGCGCGGCGUCUCCUGCCUGCGCGGAUGCGGUGCGGGAAACGGCGUCACGGGAAACGGCGGACGCGGCGGGCGAGCCGCCCUGCAAGCGACCCGUGAGCCCGGCGGUGGAGCGCUUCCUGUUCAAGUGUCAGCUGAACGUGGUGCCCGAGGAGAGCGACGUGGUGGUUGAGAUGCACUGGGUUGAAGGUCAGAGUAAAGACCUGAUGAACCAACUGUGCACGUACCUAAAGAACAGCCUCCUGAGGUCUGUCGCAAAGCCCUGAAUGCUCUGAAAUAUUAGCUUUGGUUUCAUUAUUGAAUUUUGUCUUCUGGAGGUAUGUUUUCCAGUUAAUUAGUAGUUUAAAUCACAAUAUUUGUUCUUGGCCAGGUUACCUUUUCAGGUAGUAAAUACUGUAUAUUGGUGUUUUGUCCUCAGCGUUUUUUAAACAUUUGCAAAUAAAUGUUAACUUUUCUAACAUGU